This is a messenger RNA of Sardina pilchardus (European sardine), 5103 nucleotides long. Its product is annotated as ubiquitin thioesterase zranb1-B-like. The transcript has 11 exons. Gene Ontology annotation, molecular function: cysteine-type deubiquitinase activity; K63-linked polyubiquitin modification-dependent protein binding. Bases 437 to 3013 code for a protein of 858 amino acids. Gene Ontology annotation, cellular component: cytoplasm; nucleus. The record is from RefSeq and is a predicted model, not a curated record. Lineage: Eukaryota; Metazoa; Chordata; Actinopteri; Clupeiformes; Clupeidae. Gene Ontology annotation, biological process: cytoskeleton organization; protein deubiquitination involved in ubiquitin-dependent protein catabolic process; protein K33-linked deubiquitination.
GUAGGUUUAUUUUGGCUUUUCCCGUUUCCCCAUCGCCGCCAUUAGUCUUAGGCAGCUCGGCGGUCAGAGAUGGGGAUUAAAAUUAUUUAAACCACAGAAACACGGCCUUGAAUACAGUCUAUUUGGGCUACAAUGUACGGCUGUCGCCCAACUGGGAAGUGCGGAGGAAACGUAAAUAUGGUGCUGUUAGAGAAAUGAGGGUGUAGGGGGGGAACUCGGUGUGGGACUGGACAGGGUUGGUGCGGAUUGGGUUGCAUUCGGAAAAGGCUGUAAGGCCAGAGGAACAUAUCGGUGCUGCAAAGGACUUGUGGUUGCAAAGAGAAGAGUACAUAAACAGGAAAAGUGUGUGACCGUGUGUGUGCGUGUGUGUGUGUGUGUGUGUGAUCUCCUGCCGCGGGGGAAGGAGAAAGUGGUGCGAGGCGGCGCCGGAGCGAGGAUGAGCGAGUCGGCCGUCAAGUGGGCGUGUGAGUACUGCACCUACGAGAACUGGCCGUCCGCCAUCAAGUGCACCAUGUGCCGCGCCCAGAGGCCCGGCGGCCCCAUCAUCACCGAGGAGCCCUACAAGAUCAGCCUGCCACUGGACACGCCCGGGCACUCGCCCGCCUGGGACCCGCCCGCGCUCGUGCUGGGAGGGGGGGGCUCCAGCCUGCUGAUCUGCCCGGACUCCAGCGCUCGGCCGCGGGUGCGUCUGGCCGACGAGGCCCCCGAGAGCGUCGCCAAGUGGUCUUGCCACAUGUGCACCUACCUAAACUGGCCGCGCGCCAUCCGCUGCACGCAGUGUCUCAGUCAGAGGCACCAGCAGCACCAGCAGCACCAGCAGCAGCAGCAGCAGCAGGCGGGCUCCCAGUCUCCUCCGCCCCCCCCGCCACCCCCCGCGCCCCGGGCCAGAAGUCCCGGUGAGACGCCUCAGACCUCCAGCACGCCCGGCGUCCCUCCCCAGCAGCAAGCGCUGCUGCAGCAGAGGAUCUCCCCGGUCCCCUCCGCCACCAUCACCACCACCACCACCAUCACCACCACCGCCACCGCCGCCACCACCACCACCACCAUCACGGCCCAGCAGCCCCCACAGACGCCAGACCCGUGCGAGGAGCGCAACGACCGCAACCGGAUCAACGCCACGCAGCACCACCACCACCACCACCACCACCAACCCCCCGGCGGCGUCACGGGCCAGCACUGGCCCUGUGCCGCCUGCACCUACGAGAACUGGCCCAAGAGCCGGCGCUGUGCCAUGUGCGACCACCCGCGGCCCAACCACCUCACGCCGCCCUCCGGGGGCUCGCCCGAGCCCAGCGAGCCCGGCAGCGGCGGUGGAGUCGUCGGCACCACGGGCAUCGGCGGCGGCACCGCGGGCACCCCCCUCUCGGCCCUCAGCCCGCCCCCGCUGACGCUGACGAGCUCCUCGCCCACGGUCAACGAGCAGGACCGCGAGCGCUGGAGGAUCGGCGGCGGCGUGGGCUGCAGCGGCGGCAGCGGCUCCGGCGGUGGCGGUGGCACCCGGCGGGCAUCGCCGCCCUCCUCGAUAGGCCGCGCGCCGGAGCCCGAGCCGCGGACGAUGGAGUUCCAGCGCAUCGAGCUGGCCGCCGGCGGAGUGGGCAGCGUGGGCAGCGAGGAGCAGGGGGUGGACUUUAAAAAACUCAAACAGAUCAGGAACCGCAUGAGGAGGGCAGACUGGCUCUUCCUGAACGCCUGCGCAGGGGUCGUGGAAGGGGACCUGGCAGCGGUGGAGGCCUACAAGUCGUCGGGCGGAGACAUCGCUCGUCAGCUGACCGCAGACGAGGUACGCCUGCUGAACCGACCGUCCGCCUUUGACGCUGGCUUCACACUGGUGCACUUGGCCAUCCGCUUCCAGAGGCAGGAUAUGCUGGCUGUCCUCCUCACAGAGGUGUCCCAGCAGGCGGUGAAGUGCAUCCCGGCCAUGGUGUGCCCCGAGCUGACGGAGCAGAUCCGCAGGGAGGUGGCCGCCUCUCUGCACCAGCGCAAGGGAGACUUCUCCUGCUACUUCCUCACCGACCUCAUCACCUUCACACUACCAGCAGACAUCGAAGACCUUCCCCCUGCGAUCCAGGAGAAGCUGUUUGAUGAGGUGCUGGACCGCGACGUACAGAGAGAGUUGGAGGAGGAGUCGCCCAUCAUCAACUGGUCGAUCGAGCUGGGCACGCGACUGGACAGCCGUCUGUAUGCGCUGUGGAACCGCACGGCGGGGGACUGCCUGCUGGACUCAGUGCUGCAGGCCACAUGGGGCAUCUACGACAAGGACUCAGUGCUUCGCAAGACACUACACGACAGCCUGCACGACUGCUCUCACUGGUUCUACACGCGGUGGAAGGAAUGGGAGUCGUGGUACUCGCAAAGCUUUGGACUGCACUUCUCACUACGCGAGGAACAGUGGCAGGAAGACUGGGCUUUCAUCCUCUCACUGGCCAGUCAGCCUGGGGCGAGUCUGGAGCAGACACACAUAUUCGUCCUUGCACACAUUCUCCGCAGGCCCAUAAUAGUCUACGGUGUGAAGUACUACAAGAGUUUCCGUGGCGAAACGCUCGGCUACACGCGUUUCCAAGGGGUGUAUUUGCCUCUGCUGUGGGAGCAGGGCUUCUGUUGGAAGAGCCCUAUUGCCUUGGGCUACACACGCGGGCACUUCUCAGCACUUGUUGCCAUGGAGAACGACGGCUACGACAAUCGCGGCGCGGGCGCCAACCUCAACACGGACGACGACGUGACGGUCACCUUCCUGCCUCUGGUGGACAGCGAGAGGAAGCUCCUGCACAUCCACUUCCUGUCCGCACAAGAGAUGGGGAACGAGGAGCAGCAGGAGCGUCUGCUGCGUGAGUGGCUGGACUGCUGUGUGACGGAGGGCGGCGUGCUGGUGGCGCUGCAGAAGAGCUCGCGCCGCCGCAACCACCCGCUCGUCACCCAGAUGCUGGAGAAGUGGCUGGACGGCUACCGCCAGCUCCGCCCCUGCCCCACCCUCUCCGACGGCGAGGACGAGGAUGACGACGACGACGAAGAGUGACGAGGACGACGUAGACGAGGACGAGGAAGAUCCGAGUGAAUCUGCCCUUUCUCAACAACAAUGACAGAAACGACAGAGAAAAGCCUGCCUCUCUCUCUCUCUUUACAUAAACACUCUUACACAGACAUACAUACACACAAACACAACCUAAAUAGCAUCCUAAAAUAAAAGAAAGAAAAAAACAGAGACUGUUGAAAACCUCUUCUUUUGCUGCAGAGCAGGGUAUGGGAUGGUCUGAAAAAUAAAAGGAUUCUAGUUUAUGAAUGCUAACAAACUUUCUAGAGUUUUCUGUCUCUCUUUUUUCCCGACGUGAAAUCUUUACCCAUAAAUGUAGUGCAUGUGGCUGUUAUAAAAAGAAGUUAAGGAUUAUACCAGCAUUUUAAGCAAAAGCAAAAUGACAAAAACCUUUAUACUGGUUUAUAAUGGACAGUUACAAAGCACAUUUUCAAUUAUUUUGUAUCAUUUUCUGGUCAAAACAUAAUUGGCUUUUCUAGAAGGGGAGGAUUACUGAAGUGUACAUGACGUCUUUGGCCAUCAAGAAGUUGAGUGGAGAUUGUAAAGUAUAGGGACUUCAUAAAACACGGUGCACAUUGACUACAAAUAAGAUUUAUAUAAAUAGCACCUCAAAUAAAUAUAAUUUAUCUUUUUUUUUUUUUUCUUGUAAGGGGACAAACCCCUUUUUAACCCUGAAUCAUUCAGGGUUGAGCUUCAGUCAUCCAUUUGAACCUGUAUGUUUACUUAACAAUUUAAAAUUUCGUUUGUUUUUUGUGUGGUUUUCAGUGAAAAAAUGAAAUUGCAUUAUUUCUUUCUUUUUAUGUAUGUGUGCGUGUGUGUGUGUGUGUGUGUGUGUGUGUGAGAAAGAUUUUUGUUCUUGUUCUUAUUGAAGAAUUUUUACAGAUGCCUACCUGCUGGAAGGACAGAAACAUGCUUGUAAGCAUCUGUUAGAGUUUACCUGAGUUUGUGUCUAUCGAGUACCUCAUGUGGAUGCGAAAAUUUGGUGCUUUUACUUUGAAGAGGGGGAAAGAGGAAGGAAUGUGGGGCUCUGUACAACACUAGUGUCCAUUAGGUCUUGGAGCUUCGCUCUUGUCUGUAGCCAUUUACACACAUUUCCUGCAGGUCCUGUUAUUUCUUGUAAAUCACCAAGGUAACUGUUUCUUUGUGAUGUCUGUUGCAUUUCUGUCCACUUGUCAGACAUUUCCCACAUGUGUUUAAAGUAUUUAAAGGUGCAAUGUGUUGUUUCUGUUGUCGAAAGAAAAAAAAAGGUAGCUUGUUUACACCUACAGCCAAUGAGAAGAAUGUUUUGCAGAACUUCUGUGCACUCUGUAAAGCUUGUUUGUUUGUUAGUUUUGUUUGUUUGUUUGUUUGUUUUUGUUUCUGUUUUGUACACUGUAUUUGCAUUUGUUUGGCCCAUAGUUUGGCCCAGUGUAAAUGACUGCAUAAAACAUUGCCUGAAACAGGGAAACAGAUUUCAUUCAUAGAGUGCAUUGAAGAUGUCAAAACUGUUUUCGACAACGCAAAACACAUAUUACUCUUUUAAACAUUUGGGAAAACUAAUAUUGUAUUUUGAAAUCUAUUUCAGAUAAUCUGAAUGGGUCACGUUUUUAGAACUACUACAAACACGUGGCCAGUAUGUCUGUCUUGUGUGGUUUGUUUUGUUCUUUUUAUCUUUUUUGUUUUUGUUCUUUUUUGCUUAUGACUGGUUUUAAACUGUCUUGUGUGAUGGGUGUGUACGUUGUUAAACACUUAAUUUAAACCAAAGUGAUCAUUAACCCAGGUUUGUGGGACAUUUGCUGUGAGAUAGACCCUCUUUUCGUUUCUCUUUGCCAUGGAUCACAGUACUGUUCCUCAGCCCUACCUGACUGUGUGUGUCCCUUUCUAGUCAAACACAAUUAUAUGGACAUCACUCGUGUUUCUGCUUUGUAUGUAUGCAAUAGAUGCUCUUGUGACUAUGAUGGUAUUUGGGAUUAGAUAAACGGUGGACCUUGUUGGACAGGAGCAUAUAACGAGGACACGACUUAUCAGGAAAAAAAAAAAAGAAAGGCAAAAUGUUUUUUGAAUGUCCACUUCUAAAGCCUCUAUAAACCUUUAUC